This is a messenger RNA of Miscanthus lutarioriparius, 339 nucleotides long. The record is from the annotation of a GenBank genome assembly. NCBI's taxonomy places the organism in Eukaryota, Viridiplantae, Streptophyta, Magnoliopsida, Poales, Poaceae.
AUGGCAACACUGAGGAACCUGAAGAUCAAGACGUCGACGUGCAAGAGGAUCGUGAAGGAGCUGCGCUCGUACGAGAAGGAGGUGGAGAAGGAGGCGGCCAAGACCGCCGACAUGAAGGAGAAGGGUGCCGAUCCCUACGAUCUCAAACAGCAGGAGAAUGUUUUAGCUGAGUCAAGGAUGAUGGUCCCAGACUGCCACAAGCGACUUGAAACUGCACUGGCUGACUUGAAAGCAACACUGGCUGAACUGAAGGAGUCAAAUGAGCAAGGUGCUGAGAUUGCAGAAGCUGAGAGUACAAUCGCAGAGGUUGAAGCAGUUGUCAAGCCAACAGAAGAUUAG